UAAAAAAAGAAAAUAUAUGUGUGUUAGUUAGCCACCAAAACGGUAGAAUAAAAUAAGUUGUCCUCGGAGAAGAAGGUCGAGGACUGUUGCUGUUGCAAUGGCGACUUUGACGAAGCAUAUCCAAAUUCACUUCUUCCAACCUCCUUCCAUUUCUUUCAAUUUCCAUUUCUGUAAUCAUCGUUCUCCCUCACGAAUCUCCGCGUCUUUAUCCUUUCGAAGCCCUGAUUCUCGAUUCAUUGAAGCUCGGAAACUCGUUGAUGAUUUCGACCCUGAAAUUCCAUUGGAGAAGGCCCUCACUCCACCCUCCUCCUGGUAUAUAGACCCUUCAUUUUUCGCUCUCGAGCUCGAUCGUGUCUUCUACAGAGGAUGGCAGGCUGUAGGAUAUGUUGAACAGUUAAAAGAUGCCCAUGACUUUUUCACAGGCAGGUUGGGAAAUGUAGAGUAUGUGGUAUGCAAAGAUAAUAACAGGAAGGUUCGUGCAUUUCACAAUGUUUGUCGCCAUCAUGCCUCACUUCUUGCGACUGGAUGUGGGAAGAAGUCGUGCUUUGUAUGCCCCUAUCAUGGAUGGACAUACGGGUUGGAUGGAAUACUGCUUAAGGCGACUAGAAUAAAUGGGAUACAGAACUUCAAUGAAAAUGAUUUUGGGCUUGUACCAUUACCAGUAGCUAUGUGGGGGCCUUUCGUUCUUCUCAAUUUGGAUGGAAAAUUAUCAUCUAAGCUGGAUGUUGAUGAAGAUAAAGUGGCACGUGAAUGGCUUGGAACAUGUGCAGAUGUGCUGAGAUUAAACGGAGUUGAUGCUUCCCUAAGUUAUGUCUGUCGACGUGAAUACACUAUUGAUUGUAACUGGAAGGUUUUUUGUGACAACUAUUUAGAUGGAGGAUAUCACGUUCCCUAUGCACAUAAAGGGCUUGCAUCUAAUCUCAACCUUGAGUCUUAUUCUACAGAAUUAUUUGAAACUGUUAGCAUUCAAAGUUGUAAGGGUGGGGGAGAAUCAAAAGGUGAUGAUUAUGAUCGACUUGGACCAGAAGCACUAUAUGCUUUUAUAUACCCAAAUUUCAUGAUAAAUAGGUAUGGACCUUGGAUGGACACCAAUCUAGUACUCCCACUUGGACCUCGAAAAUGUUUGGUGGUUUUCGAUUAUUUUCUUGAAGCUUCUUUUAAGAAUGAUGACUCCUUUAUACAACAAAGUUUAGAAGACAGUGAAAGUGUGCAGAAUGAAGACAUUAUUCUGUGCGAAGGAGUUCAAAAGGGUCUCGAGUCACCAGCUUACAAGUUUGGCCGGUAUGCUCCUUCGGUUGAGAAUGCCAUGCACCAUUUCCAUCGUCUUCUUCAUCGUAACCUCACAAAAUAAAAAUAAUUGAAAGAAAUUUGUUCUUAUAAAACAGAAGAAAGCAAGUUUGGUAAGAUAUUUCUUUUAGGUUUUCAUAGUUUAUCUUGGAAACUAUCAAUAAUAACUUGCUUUCGCUGCAGUGCCUUUGAGUUGUUGAAAUGAUGUGUACCAAAUAUGAGGAUUUUAUUAAUGUUUUAAAAGUUGUGAAUAUAAGAACGUGAGUACUUUA
Cucumis melo (muskmelon) is the source of this 1559-nucleotide messenger RNA. Its product is annotated as choline monooxygenase, chloroplastic. The record is from RefSeq and is a predicted model, not a curated record. Gene Ontology annotation, molecular function: 2 iron, 2 sulfur cluster binding; iron ion binding. The transcript has 10 exons. NCBI's taxonomy places the organism in Eukaryota, Viridiplantae, Streptophyta, Magnoliopsida, Cucurbitales, Cucurbitaceae. Bases 98 to 1351 code for a protein of 417 amino acids.